UCACAAAUUUAGCCCGAUUACUGUUCUAAUAAAACUAAAUUUCUUAAAAUUAACCUUUUUAGACACGUAAAGCAGGCUAAAAACAUGUAAAAACAGAAGGAAAAAAAAAGAAAAAUUCAUCAAAUUCUUCAGGUUCAACAACACCCUUUAAAGCUCGAAAUUUAUAUUUAGAUAGUUAAUGUGUAAAGCGCCAAAGUAAUUUUAGCGAUAGAGAAGUGUUUUUUUUUUCGAUUUUUAUUGAAGUUUUACCUAAAAACACCAUCAAACUAAAACCUAAAUGUAGAAUUUAUAGGAAACUAAACUUAAGUCUCGAUAUAUUUGAUUUUCUUUCUAAUGUUUCACUAAUAGCUACCAUUGUUGACAAUGUAUAAUGGGUUCUCUUCUAUGUCUCUCUCUCUCUCUCUCCUUCUCUCUCUCUCUCACUCGUUCUGCCUGUCUGUCUGUACCAUCAGUCAACAAGAGUGACUACGGCUUCACUGGUGGAGGUAACCAGGCUUGUGCAGGUGCAGGGCCAGGAUCGGGGCGUACGAAUUUCACGACCAAACAGUUAACAGAACUUGAGAAAGAGUUUCACUUCAACAAAUAUUUGACGAGGGCAAGAAGGAUCGAAAUUGCCACCGCCCUUCAACUUAACGAGACUCAAGUGAAAAUCUGGUUCCAGAACAGGAGAAUGAAGCAGAAGAAGAGGAUGAAAGAGGGCCUGAUACCCGGUGAACCCGCCUCGAAGGAAAACAACAGCCCCACCUCAUCCUCAAGCCCUCCUAACAGUGGCUCCGCCCAAAAUCAGACUGCACUUACUUCAAAGGAUGCUAACCAGUGAGCGAAAGUAAUGUGUGUGCGUGUGCGUGUGUUUUUUCGCGGCUGUUUUCGUCGUACUCCGAACCGAAUUAUGUACAGAUGAUGCCGAAGAUGAUGAAGAUUAUAUAAAUAAAUAUAUAUAGAUAUAUAUAUAUAUAUAUAAAUAUAAAAGACUUUUUAAAAUAUAAAUUAUUGGGACUAUCUAACGAUCGGGGUGGGGUGUGUGUUUCACGCCCCGAUCGUACAGUCUGCCAUCCCUAUAUAUCGCGUAACUAUCAUGUAUUUUUCUACCGAGUUGCCCCCCUGUGCGAUAGCGGGCCCUAGGGGGCCUACAUAUAUGUAUAAAUAUGGAUAAAUAUAUACCUCACACACACAGGUGCCAGCCUAUUUGGAUCAUGAAAAGAAUAAAA
Molecule: messenger RNA, 1208 nt
Organism: Centruroides sculpturatus (bark scorpion)
Lineage: Eukaryota; Metazoa; Arthropoda; Arachnida; Scorpiones; Buthidae
Product: homeobox protein Hox-A1-like
Exons: 1
Coding region: 371-820 (149 amino acids)
Biological process (GO): regulation of transcription by RNA polymerase II
Cellular component (GO): nucleus
Molecular function (GO): DNA-binding transcription factor activity, RNA polymerase II-specific; RNA polymerase II cis-regulatory region sequence-specific DNA binding
Source: RefSeq, a predicted model, not a curated record